GCGACGGCUUUUCCCAGUUUUCUCUCUCUAGAUCGCACCUCACAACACAGUCUCUAUUUCUCGCUCUACGCAUCCACACAUCGGCGGCGGAAUAUCACCGGAAAGCUGCGAAUUCCGAUCAUUUUUCUGCUCGCAAUUUGAUUGAGAUCUGCGAAUUGAUAGACGUCGGAUCUGGAGAAUUGCUGGAUCUGAGAGAUGGCGCUUUCCGGCAUGAGAGGGUUAUCGGUUUUCAUCAGCGACAUCCGGAACUGUCAGAAUAAGGAGCUGGAGCGCCUUCGUGUUGAUAAGGAGCUCGGGAACAUUCGAACUCGCUUUAAGCACGAGAAGGGAUUGUCACCUUAUGAGAAGAAGAAAUAUGUCUGGAAAAUGCUUUACAUUUAUAUGCUAGGAUAUGAUGUUGAUUUUGGUCACAUGGAAGCUGUAUCUUUAAUAUCUGCACCAAAGUAUCCUGAAAAACAGGUUGGCUACAUCGUGACAUCAUGUCUUCUAAAUGAGAAUCACGAUUUCCUGAGAUUAGCAAUUAAUACUGUCCGCAAUGACAUUAUUGGCCGCAACGAGACUUUUCAGUGUCUUGCUUUGACAUUGGUUGGAAACAUUGGUGGCAGAGAAUUUGCUGAAUCUCUGGCUCCUGAUGUUCAAAAAUUACUUUUAUCUAGCAGCUGCAGACCGCUUGUUAGGAAGAAGGCUGCACUAUGUCUGCUGCGCCUCUUUAGAAAAAAUCCUGACGUGGUUAAUGUGGAUGGCUGGUCAGAUAGGAUGGCACAGCUAUUAGAUGAACGUGAUUUAGGAGUACUGACUUCUUCUAUGAGUCUCUUAGUUGCUUUAGUGUCCAACAACCAUGAGGCGUACUGGAGUUGUCUACCAAAAUGUGUUAAGACCCUGGAAAGACUUGCUAGAAAUCAGGAUAUUCCACAAGAAUACACUUAUUAUGGUAUUCCUUCGCCUUGGCUUCAGGUUAAGACUAUGAGGGCUCUCCAAUAUUUUCCAACUGUUGAAGAUCCAAAUACAAGGAGGUCAUUGUUUGAGGUUCUGCAAAGGAUUCUAAUGGGAACUGAUGUUGUCAAAAAUGUAAACAAGAAUAAUGCAUCACAUGCUGUUCUUUUUGAAGCUCUUUCUCUUGUCAUGCAUCUUGAUGCUGAGAAAGAAAUGAUGUCUCAAUGUGUUGCACUGCUUGGAAAAUUUAUUGCUGUUCGUGAACCUAAUAUAAGAUACCUUGGCUUGGAGAACAUGACUCGGAUGUUGAUGGUCACAGAUGUGCAAGAUAUUAUUAAAAGACAUCAAGCUCAGAUCAUUACUUCACUGAAGGAUCCCGAUAUCAGUAUCAGGAGACGUGCCCUUGAUUUGCUGUAUGGCAUGUGUGAUGUUUCAAAUGCAAAGGACAUAGUUGAAGAAUUAUUACAGUAUCUUAGCACAGCAGACUUUGCAAUGCGGGAAGAAUUGUCACUUAAAGCUGCAAUUCUUGCAGAGAAGUUUGCCCCAGACUUGUCAUGGUAUGUGGAUGUGAUUCUUCAGUUGAUAGAUAAGGCAGGGGAUUUCGUAAGCGAUGACAUUUGGUUCCGUGUCGUGCAGUUCGUUACAAAUAAUGAGGAUUUACAGCCAUAUGCAGCUAUGAAAGCCCGAGAGUACCUUGACAAGCCUGCCAUUCAUGAGACGAUGGUGAAGGUCAGUGCAUAUAUCCUUGGAGAAUAUAGUCAUCUUCUAGCCAGACGACCAGGAUGGAGUCCAAGGGAAAUUUUCAACAUUAUACAUGAGAAACUGCCCACUGUUUCGACACCAACAAUUUCUAUCCUUCUUUCCACGUAUGCAAAGAUUUUAAUGCACACUCAACCACCUGACGCGGAGCUACAGAAGCAAAUCUGGGCAAUCUUCAGAAAGUAUGAGAGUUGUAUUGAUGCUGAAAUACAGCAACGUGCAGUUGAAUAUCUUGCUUUGAGCAUGAAAGGUGCAGCUCUAAUGGAUAUACUUGCUGAAAUGCCAAAGUUCCCUGAGAGACAGUCAUCAUUGAUAAGAAAAGCUGAAGAUUCUGAGGCUGAUACAGCCGAGCAAAGUGCAAUUAAAUUGCGGGCACAGCAGCACACCUCUAAUGCUUUGGUACUUACUGAUCAACGCCCUGAAAAUGGGACCCAACCUGCACCCCAGCUUGGUCUUGUGAAGGUGCCUACCAUGAAUAACACGGACGAAAGCACCUCUGGACAAGGAUUAGCACAUGCAAAUGGGACUUUGGCAGUAGUGGAUCCCCAACCUCCUAGUACACCGUCUCCUGACCUCCUUGGAGAUCUUUUAGGGCCAUUAGCUAUUGAAGGCCCACCAGGUACUGCUCCUCAAUCUGAUCCAAGUGUACCUUCCAGUUUGGAAGGUGGUUCGAAUCUAGAUGAUUUAGCCCUUGCACCUGUUGAAGAGCAGACUAGUACAGUUCAGCCAAUUGGUGAUAUUGGGGAAAAAUUCCGUGCAUUAUGCCUGAAGGAUAGUGGUGUUCUAUAUGAGGAUGUCAAUAUCCAGAUUGGCAUAAAAGCUGACUGGCGAGGUCAUCAAGGUAGAGUUAUUCUCUUCUUGGGAAAUAAGAACACUGCCCCUUUAGUGUCAGUGCAAGCGUUGAUAUUGCCCCCAUCACAUCUAAAGACAGAGCUCUCACUAGUACCGGAUACUAUUCCCCCGAGGGCGCAGGUUCAAUGUCCACUUGAAGUAGUCAACCUCCAACCAAGCAGAGAUUCAGCUGUGCUGGACUUCUCAUACAAGUUUGGAGCCAAUCUGGUCAAUGUAAAACUUCGCCUUCCCGCUGUCUUGAACAAGUUUCUUCAGCCAAUUUUGGUUUCUCCUGAGGAAUUUUUCCCACAAUGGAGAUCACUCUCAGGACCUCCACUGAAGCUGCAAGAAGUUGUUAGAGGUGUUAGACCCAUGCUGCUUGCAGAAAUGGCAAACUUAUUUAGCAGUUUGCACCUGACAGUGUGCCCUGGCCUCGAUCCCAAUGCUAACAAUUUAGUUGUCAGCACUACGUUCUACUCCGAAAGCACUCGAGCCAUGCUAUGUUUGAUAAGAAUAGAAACAGAUCCAGCAGACAGAACACAGCUGCGAAUGACCGUUGCAUCGGGAGAUCCAGCACUCACAUUCGAACUGAAGGAGUUUAUUAAGGAGCAAUUAAUCAGCAUCCCUGUUCCUUCUCGAUCACCUGCACCGAUGCCGCCCCAAGCCCAGCCGGUAACUCCACCGACUCCCGCCUCAGAUCCUGGAGCUAUUCUUGCUGGUUUGCUUUGAGCGGGGUAUCAUUCGCGCACAUAGUUAUUCACGAGCGUGUAACCAAUGUUCAUACAAAGCUGCCGUGUCACCCCCCUCCUCGCCGGUUGGGAGGCGUUGAACGAUAUAAUGCAGGGGCUGGCGGAAUCGAGGGUGAAUCUGUAUGUAAUCGGCUGAGCGUUGGAACACUUUGGAGGCUUUCAAGUUUUGAUAUUCUUUUGCACAACUAGAUUUGUGCUUUAGCGAGGGGGUGAGAAGGGUCUAUUCUUGUUUCUUUCAGUUUCUUUUUCUCAAGUGUUGUCUUUUUAUUAUCCACUUCUUUUCUAGUCAGGUUUUACAACAUUGAUUCCUGUAAAAUUUGAAUCACAUAUUGCAGAUAACGGCUCGAGGUUGUAACAAUCAAAUAUUUUGUUUGUGGAUGUGUAUUUGUUUUAACAUCAAUAGUGGAAUUUGUAAUCGA
Salvia hispanica is the source of this 3691-nucleotide messenger RNA. Its product is annotated as AP-2 complex subunit alpha-1-like. Gene Ontology annotation, biological process: clathrin-dependent endocytosis; intracellular protein transport. The record is from RefSeq and is a predicted model, not a curated record. Gene Ontology annotation, molecular function: clathrin-cargo adaptor activity. Gene Ontology annotation, cellular component: membrane coat; AP-2 adaptor complex. Lineage: Eukaryota; Viridiplantae; Streptophyta; Magnoliopsida; Lamiales; Lamiaceae.